Molecule: messenger RNA, 9505 nt
Organism: Gallus gallus (chicken)
Lineage: Eukaryota; Metazoa; Chordata; Aves; Galliformes; Phasianidae
Gene: GRB10
Product: growth factor receptor bound protein 10
Exons: 17
Coding region: 4799-6478 (559 amino acids)
Biological process (GO): negative regulation of insulin receptor signaling pathway; negative regulation of Wnt signaling pathway; insulin receptor signaling pathway
Molecular function (GO): insulin receptor binding
Source: RefSeq, a predicted model, not a curated record
AGCUGAUAGCUAGCUUAGCUGGAGUCAGGUAACUACUUAUUAUGGAAGCACCUACCCUGUGACCUGCAAAGUCAUUUUGUCCAAUAUCUUCAGCGAUGCUUCAGGAAAGAGAGGAGAUGGUACCUUACCCAUGGAAGGAAUGUUAUAAAGCCAUUUGACAUAAACAUUCUUAUGGCUAGUAGCUGUAGCACUGCUGAAACUGGUGCAGUCAAAUAGUGCUAUUCUUAUUACUAGGGGAUUUCUUAAGCUUUUCUGUUGGCCAGCUUUGCAGUGUGGGUUGAAAUGUAUCCCCAGUUGGAGACCAUGUACCUGUGCCUGUCUGGUUUGGGUUGGUUAUCUUGUUUUGGAGAUUUUGGCACGCUGCUCCUUCAUCCAGUAUCACACUGGCAAUUAUGAAAUCUCUUUGAUCUGUCAAGGCCUUAACAUAGCUUAAUACUCAGAGGAUUUAUGCAGAAUUAAAGCAGUUGUUAACAGUGUUGAAGUGUAGGUUCAGAAGUGCUGUGAGUAACUUGGUUGGAGGUGCCCCACAGUUCUCUCGACAUAUUUAUGUUGCAAACAGCAUGUUUUAAAACAAAACAAAAACAAAACCUUCCUAAUUUGAGAAGGUGAUGGACAGUCUUCCUGUCAGCAAGCAGGUGGAGUUUUUUUCUUUUCCCAUGUACCGAUUUGUGCAAAAACUAAAGAUUUACGCAUUGUAUUGGAUUUUCUUGGGGCAGCUUGCACCUUCACGUGUAAUUAGUUACUAUUUAAAUGCAAAUGGCUGAGCUUUUGAGAAUUUUCUUUCUUUGGAGAAUGUUACGUCACUGAAGGUUUUCUGAUAAAGUCAUCUUGUUGAUGCAAGAAAACUAGUAGAGCACACUUUCCUUAAGAAAGGGGAAACAUGGCAGUCACUGCAUUGAGACAUGUGUCCCAUCCCUGGGGGCAUUCAAGGCCAGGCUGGAUGUGGCUCUGGGCAGCCUGGUCUGGUGGUUGGUGACCCGGCACAUAGCAGGGGGGUUGAAACUCGGUGGUCAUUGUGGUCCUUUUCAACCCAGGCCAUUCUAUGAUUCCAUGAUUUGUGUGUGAACUGAGAACUUGUAUGUAGCAGAAUAAUUUGUAUUGGAAAUAUUGUUCAACUGUUCGUAAUGUUUGGGAGUGGUGACUCUGAAUCUAAUAAACAUCAUUUCUCAAGAUUAUUUUAUGAAAACUGUUUUGAUCACUGGCGUGAAAGGUACAGUAAUGUCACCUUCUUAAAACUCUGGCGGUGAAAUGAGAUUCAGACAUAAAGAAAUGCAGAAAUACAUGCACAUCCUUGAUUAGUUAUAAAAUGGUUUUUGUUCCAAAGGUUUACAAUAUAAGCAGUACAAAAAGAUUAUGCUUUUUUCUUAAAGUACCCAUACAUUGUAGACUAUUCCUUACAAUCCAUAAUUUUCUUUGCAAGCAAUGCAAAGUGUGGGGAACCCUGAUUUUUGCUUAGCACAAUGGUCCAUCUCUGUACAAGAUAUAAUGCUGGGUUGCUAAUGGUGAAAGACAUGACUGUUGUGACAUAAAGCUGUCUGUGGGUUUUCUAUCCUACAUCUGAGAUUGUUUAAUCUUGCUGUUGGAGAUGCUUAAAGAGCCAAUUCUGUAUCUAACUGAGAACAAGCAACCUGAACUGCAAAUGUCCUUUUCUGGGAUGAGCAGUUAGUUAAGGGGUCAGACUCACCACAUAGCAAGAAGGUGUGUGGCCAGUGCAAUUGGGAUCGUAUGCUUGAUUGGACAGGACAGCUACUUCUAGACCUAGUUAAAUUACUUACCUAGUGCUAAGAAUCACUCUUCAGGGAAGGAGGGGAGGGUUAUCAAGCACAGCCAAAAUUACAGAGUUUGAUCAAAUAGGCUAGAAAAUAGGUAAAGACCAUAUAACUGAUUGUUGAAGCAAGUAAGGAUAUCAGAGCAAUCUUGUAAAUAGAUUUGUUUAAUGUGGUGUUUGAAAUUCAUCAUGUUUCAAAUUUGAAGUUCCUAAGAGUAAUCUCAUUAGCGCUUUGAGGGUUGCUUUGUUAGCUAGUGUCUGGUGAGCUUGGGAGGUCUCUGUGAGCAUGGUGGCACUUACUGUGGGAGAUUUAUUGCUUCACCAGCUCUGCCAAUGGCUGUAAGGAAUUGCCUUCCUUACCUGCCCUAAAGGGCUGAAAUCCUCUGCACACCUGAGCCAACAAGAAGACAAAAAGGGACAGUACUGUUGCCUGUAAGCAAACAGACCCAUAUUUGAGUGGCAUAAAUUCCUUUGUUGUGUGUUAUAUGCUACUGCCAUUCCACUGUUAGUAUUUCAUCACUUGAGUUUUCAGAGAAAAUGACCGAUGAGGGACAAUGCUUCAGUAUAAUUUAGGUUAUCUGGCUGCAGCUCCUGCUUCCCACGGUGUACAGGCUUGAAUGCCUUAUCCUUAAAGAGCAUGUGCUUACGUAGAAAUGUUAAUACCUACAACCUAGGUAGAAUCUUCCUUUUUCUCCUCCCUCCCCCACUCCCCUGGCCUGAGACACCCGAGUGUGUUGCUCUGUUGCCAAAUCUCAGAGGCCACCGGGUCGGGUCAUCUCUCCAAGCGCUGAGCCUCCCAAGGUUAAUGCAGGGCAGCGUCAGCCUCAGCCUGGGACAGACUGUCCGAGGCGGUUCGUAGAACAUCUCCCGUCCACUUCAUGCGAGGCUGCUUUCCAGACCUGGCUCCCAAAGCCAGUGUUCUUAGAAGCAGCAUUGCUAUAAUCAGAGCUCUAGUGGAGGCGAUGCCAAAUAGAACAGACAAGCUACCUUAUAUUUCACAGGUCUGAUGAGCGUGGGGAGAGCAGCAGGUUGGAAAUGAUUGUCCUAUAUGUUCAUUCUAUAUACUAGGAAGUAGCAACACUGUCAUGGGUGACGUAAUUUAGUCUAUUAAAUACCAGUUCUUCAGUAGUAGAAUGGUGCUGAACUUACUAAAAAGCCUCUUUAAAAAACAGAGGAAUAUGAUGUCUUACUGUAGUUGAUUUUAUGCUUUGAGUAACAAAACUCAAUUAGUCUGCAUAAUUUCUGUUGGUAGAUACAGGUCUUUCACAGAAAAUAGAUCUUCCAGAGACUGUUGGUGGAGUCAAUAUUGACCAAAACCAAGGAGCUUGGAGUGUGCACUAAAAGAGGAUUUUGGUGGCCAUGUCAGUGGCAGGACCUUGCCUUGGAGGUCAGGAAAAUUUGUGGAUAAGUACAGGCUAAAGAUUCAUUCUCAGGUUCUAUGGGCACCAGUCGAAGAAACGCAUUUUCCAUGUAAGCAUGUAAUUAUCCACCAUAAAGAUCUCAGACCACUGCCAUUUUGUAAUACUAAACUUACUUAGUGGUAGAAGUGGAAAGGAGCUUAGUGUAUGUAUCAAAAAAGAAGCAGACAUAAAGUAAAUGCUUCAUUUUUGUAAGUUCUUUCUAGCAUAAGACAGCUCUGAGAAGUCAUUGCGUUCAUUGAGAAUCUUGUGCUUGUUUCUCUUCUAUAUUUCAAGACUUUAUUUUAGCUGUAAACUGUGUAAACUGUCUCUUAACAGCCGGAGUGGUUUUAGACUCAUUAAAAAUAGAACAAAGCUUUUAGCAUUUCUAAGCCUGUCAGUUGGAUUUGCUUCUUGCUAGCUGAUUAAAAGGCAACAAUCAUGAUGCACUGGAUUUCUUCUACCAUAAUAAAUGAUGCUAUGGUCCAAAGAGUGCACACUGUGGAAUAUACUACCCAUUUUCUCUGUGAGGAGAAUCUGGGAGACAGCAGAAUUCUUGCAGAAGUGGUUAAUUUAUACUAAAAGAGAACUGUUAUAAUGAAACAAAUUUAGUUUGACGUAACUCUUGCCAAAUUAUGGGUACAGUAGGGUUGCAAGCCCUGCUAAUACCAGUUUUACCGACACUAGGCUAUAGAAGUGGCAUCUGCAAAGCUAGCGUGUAUGCAUGCUGAAGGGUUGCAUUGCUAACUCCAGUAUACAGAGAAAAGUCUUUUACAAAUAGGCUGCUGUUGCCAAAUCGGCUGGGAGGAUGCUAAUCGUGGUCCAGCUCUUGCAACAGUAGUAGUUCUUUUUUCUGGGAUUUGGGACUGAAGAGCCACUUAAAAAAAAAAAAUAGUGAAACUGACUAGUAGCUAGUGCUAUCUCCUGGUGUGAAGCAAUACUGCCAGGGUAGCAGCUGUACUGCAGGUAAUGACAAGUCCCAUAACUAGGAAUACUCCUUAAAAUAAAUCUGAAACACCCUCAGAAAAUAACUUUCUGGCUCAGCUAUACCAGCGUGUUGUAUAACUGUAUCAGUCCGUGUAUUUAAGAAAGCUGUUUUCCCCGAUGAAGGAGAAGAAAUGCUUUUCUGACUGUGGGCAUGCGCACUGUGGGGUUUAGGUGUUGACAGGCUCCAGAGCCCCAAUUUUUGCUGACUUGAAGGACCUUCUGGGCAGUGGGGUAUUAAAACCCAGAAGGGGGUCAGGAGAGAAGUUCUUCCAAGGACAGACUGGCAAGCAUUUCUGCCUUCUGUGUAUCAUGGGAUGUAAUAUAAUUCCUGUGAUCACAACUUCAUUUAACAAAUUCCCUGCCACUGCAGAGACGUAAACCAUGGACGCAGGACAAUGUAGAUCAGACUUCAGCUCAUGGUCGGCGGGAUCUGGUGGAACCAGGUUUCCAGGAACCAUCUAAUCGCAUGUCCCUAAAUCACCAAGGCAGCUUUGGUACAAGCACUUACAAUUCUGAACCAGACCCUGCUUUCCACAGCCUAUAAAAAUGGUGAUUAGCUUCCUCUGAGGCAUCUGAAUCUUUUCUACACAAACUGGAAAAAGAGCAUGCAAGUGGAGACUGAGAUAUCCCUGCCAACUGUCCCUGCAUGAAUAAGCUCUUUCUUGUGAAGGGUAUUUCAAAUGACGAUGUGGACCUGGAAGCUUUGGUAAAUGACAUGAAUUCAUCAUUUGAAAGUUUGUACUCGACGUGCAGUAUGCAGUCAGAAACCACUCCGCUCCUUCAGAAUGGCCAGCUUAACCGCAGCCCACUGCCCACCUCAGGAUCCAGCGCCCUGCAGCCCACGUCUCCCAGGCAGAAGGUGCAGCGGUCUCAGCCCGUGCGCAUUAUGGCAGUCAGGCGUCUACAAGAAGAAGAACAGCAAUUCAGAACAUCGUCGUUGCCAGCCAUACCAAAUCCAUUUCCAGAACUCUGUAGUCCUGCAAGCUCUCCCGUGCUGGCCCCUGGAUCUUUACCUCAGAGUCAACCUGCUAAUAAGCAUGAUGUAAAAGUCUUUAGUGAAGAUGGAACGAGCAAAGUGGUCGAGAUUCUAGCAGACAUGACAGCCAGGGACCUCUGCCAGCUGCUGGUUUACAAAAGUCAUUGUGUGGAUGAUAACAGCUGGACUCUAGUGGAGCAUCACCCUCACCUAGGAUUAGAGAGAUGCUUGGAAGAUCAUGAGCUCAUAGUUCAAGUUGAGUCCACAAUGGGAAGUGAAAGUAAAUUUUUGUUCAGGAAGAAUUACGCAAAAUAUGAAUUUUUCAAAAAUCCCAUGAAUUUCUUUCCAGAGCAAAUGGUUGCCUGGUGCCAACAAACAAAUGGCAGUAUUCCACAGUCACAACUUUUGCAGAACUUUCUAAACUCCAGUAGCUGUCCUGAAAUACAAGGUUUCUUGCAUGUGAAAGAGCUGGGUAGGAAAUCGUGGAAGAAAUUGUAUGUGUGUUUGAGAAGAUCAGGACUUUAUUGUUCUACAAAAGGAACUUCAAAGGAGCCAAGACAUUUGCAAUUGUUGGCUGACCUAGAAGACAGCAAUAUCUUCUCAUUGAUAGCAGGCAAGAAGUUGUACAAUGCACCUGCAGAAUAUGGAUUUUGUAUAAAGCCCAACAGAGUAAGAAAUGAAACGAAGGAACUGAGGUUGUUGUGUGCUGAAGAUGAGCAAAGUAGGACAUGCUGGAUGACUGCCUUUCGACUCCUCAAGUAUGGAAUGCUGCUGUAUCAGAAUUACAGAAUUCCCCAGCAGAGAAAAGCCAUGCUUCCACACUUUUCCACUCCAGUAAGAAGUGUAUCUGAAAACUCACUAGUAGCAAUGGAUUUUUCGGGGCAAAUAGGAAGAGUUAUUGAAAAUCCUGUUGAAGCACAGAGUGCUGCCAUGGAAGAAGGACAUGCUUGGAGGAAACGUAGCACAAGAAUGAACAUCUUGGGUAGCCAAAGUCCACUCCACCCUUCCACACUGAGUACAGUUAUUCAUAGGACACAGCAUUGGUUUCAUGGCAGAAUCUCCAGAGAAGAAUCUCACAGGAUUAUUAAGCAACAAGGGCUAGUAGAUGGGCUAUUUCUUCUCCGGGACAGCCAAAGCAAUCCAAAGGCAUUUGUACUUACGCUUUGCCAUCAUCAAAAAAUAAAGCAUUUUCAAAUCUUGCCGUGUGAGGAUGAUGGACAGAUAUUUUUCAGCCUGGAUGAUGGGAACACCAAAUUCAGUGAUCUAAUCCAGCUUGUUGAAUUCUAUCAACUAAACAAAGGAGUCUUGCCCUGCAAACUCAAACACCACUGCAUCCGAGUGGCCUUAUGACCUCAAAUUUGACUCUCACUGAAGACUGGAUUUGCUAGAAGAGUAAUUGUAAGAGAACGUUGAUACUGGGGAAUUGGCAGAUUUGUAAGUUGGUAAAAAUAAAUAAAAAUAUUAUGCACCUUGGGACUCUGAAAGGGAUGGAUUCGACAGGUGCCAACAGACCGACAUUACUGGUUUGUCUAACACCUAAGAGUGAUUGCUGCUGAGUGUCCCAGCAUCCCAAAAAUGGGGGGGAGGGUAUGUAAAACCAUUAGUAAAUUUGAAGCAAAACUGGAAACUAUCUUGGCUGGGCCACUUAACAGGAACAAGUGUGAAGAGAAAUGUUUGAAAAGAACUCUUGCCCUGGAAUAAUCUUGACAAUUAAGACUAGUGUGUUUACUUUUUGUAUUGAUCACUUUUUUUGCACUCCUACGUUGUUUUGGAUAUUGUAUGCAGCCUAUAUUAGGAGCUGAUGUGGCUUUUAAAAUUCAUGCAGGAGUUGGGUAUUAAUCUGCACCCUAAAAUGUAUGGAAUGCUUCAGCCUAAACGGAUCUAGAAGAAAAUCAAGAAGUGUGCGUGUUGUGUGUCUGUACGUGUGUGUGUGCGUGUGUGCGUCUCAAAACUUCUCUGGAGACCUGAGGUUCCGUGAUCUGCAGAUGUCUUUGAAGAAGCAAUGAGGAUACAAUUCUAAAAGAACAUACCACCAUGUGUGUACUCUCAAAACCGUUGACUUGUAGCAUUAUGGCUGUAGUAUGUUGGUGGCAUAUUAGUGGCAUCCAGUCAUGCAAAGACUGUAUUAGAUUCUAUGCACAAACUUUUAUUAUCGAAGUGGUGAUUUGUUUUUUACAGCCUUUUGACUGUUUUCCUGAGGAAACCUACUGUUACUAAAUAGAAUAGGACUGAAUGACAAUUGUAUCUGAAACCACCAUUUUUUUUUGUGAGAAGAUUCUUCUGCAGGUAGUCUUAGUAUGAGAAAAUGAAAACAAAAACAAAACGAAACAAAAAAACCCCAGUGUUUUUAGCUUUAUAGCUCCGUGAAUUUUUGGACUGUUUCAAAGAGCUGUUUCCAUACUGUAAAGCUACAGUGACACAAAGCUCUCUUGGGGAAUAGGGCAUAGAAGAAGUAUCUCCCUUCUGCUUUCGGUAUGGCCAUGAAAGUUUGCGUGGUGAGAAAGAACAUACUGGGAAUGGAAACUCAUUUCAUUGGGAUUUGCAAUUGUGAACCAGCUGCUGGCAAUACCAUCCACGGAGGUAACUGGUGAUUCCUGUGUUGUACACACUAAUGCACACCAGAACCUACUGCAGACAAGCAUAUAUCCUGCUCCGGUGCUGGUUUGUCAUCAGAAUCACUUUAUUGUUAAUGCUUAAAUCAAUUAUUUAAUGUUUACACAAUGAUUCUUUCUGAUGAUAAAUCAGUACUAAAAUUAAACGAGUCCCCUUUUACUCCUUUAAUUGCAAAUAGCAUUCUUCGAACAACACAGUCCGUGCAGGAACUGUUACUGAAUUAGCUUUCCAACACUUCAUGCAGUUAUCCACAGUGUGAAAUAUUUCACCCUGGGAACUUUCAGAACGUAGCGCAGAAUGGAGCAUUCUUGAGACGGUGAACAAUUUACACAGACUCGUUCAUCCUUACUGAUGUUUGCCACUGGGUUUGAAAUCCUAGCCAUCGGAAGGGGUAGACAAGGAAGAAAAUUCCACACCUUUAGGUCUUCAUGUAGUGUUGAGAACAGCUUAAGACAAACCAUAACCUGCCUGAGUCGUCCAUAUCAGCUUAUAACUAUGUCAAUGGUAUAGAAACACUGUAUUUUAGUUUACAGAACACAUUUAGUAUUUUUUUUUCCAUUUAAUGUCUAGAUAUAAAAAUGAAGAAACUUGAUUUUGUUUUUAGUAUAAACCUUUUUUUUUUUAAUUGUACAUAGUGAAACGAGUGUUCCUGCUUUCUAGACAAUGUAUUUUAAAACCUUGAAAUUAAGCUAACUUAAGUCUGACUUCACUUUGCAUGCUUCUAUUUGGCCCCUAUUAGGAGAAAAACGAUACUUGUAUUGACUACAUUACCAGUUUAAUAAGACCAUUUAUGCUGUAGUUUUAAGUUUUUCUGUUUACAUAGCUUAGUGACAGCCAUGCAUUUUUCCCAGUAGGCGGAUAGUACUUGCAGUGUUUCAUAUUUAUAAAAAAAGAAAAAAAGAAAAACUUGCAUCUUAUUUAAAUUGAGAAUAAAAGUUUGACUAUGAAUCAUGAUUUUUGUAUGUAGAUGGUUGACUUAGUAUUUUGUACUUUUCCCAGCUAAAGUGAGCUGUUUUGAGAAAGUGACCACCUUCAAAGUGGCAACAAUCUUACUUAAGCAGAUCACUGCUUUGUCUUCUUUCUGCUGGAAAACAGUCGAUACCACCUUAGUUUUCCAACAGAUUCAGCUGGCUGCCAGCUCAGAAUACCAAGGACUGAAGGACAUUUGACUCUUAUUUUUGUAUUUAAAUGACAUGAAUGUAAAGGGGAUGCUCAGGGUUGUUUUGGAGCCUGUUGAAUUUUUAUCUUUUUGCCUGUGAUUUUAUUUUCUAAAUAAAUACUUCAUGUAGCAAUCUUGAAUAUGUUGAGAAGGAAAAUGCCAAACCAUUUUGGUAAUGAGGUUACUAGUUAAGUUAUGUUAUGAUAGGUGUUAAAAGUACAAAAAACUUUUUAUUUGUUAAUUAAUCUUGAAGAAACACGUGCCUCAGUUUAGAUGUUUUGUCUUAUCUUUUCUGCACUAAAUACCUGACAGUUUGACCAAUCAAUGCACCUUUCCAGUGGCAAGACUUGCUUAUCGUAAAUUAUAUUGUCACAAUGCAAGAUUUAGUGACUGUAAAAUGGAAUAAAGUUUAAAGUUUCAGGGAAUGCAAAAGGUAUUAACUUAAGAGACAAAACCUUUAUUCAAUAUGCUUUGCUUCAUACUGUAAAUAGCUUUUUGGCUUGUGAACCUAAUUGUAAUCUUUCAGGUAUUUUUGUACAAAUAAGGGACUGAUAUUCUGUUUCUUGUAAUUAGAAAUAAACGUUAAUACAAUGCUAUUCAUUUUA